AUGGCUCGAACCAUUCCUAUGGUUGCAAAUAGGCGUCUGAAACUGCCCUGUCGUGCUGUGCUGUUCGAGUUUAUCGUGUGUAAUCUCGCUUAUGGUAUCGAUGUUGAAGAGACGGAAGCUGAAAUUGCAACAUUCAAAGAAACCCAUGCUGAAUUGAUAGAACGUAACAAAAAGAAACUGGAUGAGGAUCAGUUGUGGAUAAUGCAGAAUCUUAAGGAAGAUCGAGAAAUGAAAAAUCGUGUGGACCAGGCUCAUAACCAGGAAAAUGAACUUGAAGAAAAGGAGGAGGCUGCAAGGCGGAAGAAGCGGAACAAAGAAAUUUUGCAAGACCGUAAACGUAUGGCCGAAUCCAUGUCCUUUUCCACUUCGCAACGCAUGUCUGGACGAGCAUUCGAGUAUAAACCUCCUCGUUUACUGAUCAAUGGUCCUCCACUCCCAAGCAAAGAAGACCUUGAAGCAAAGGGUUACCUGCAGCAUAUACGUGCUGCUAGUUCGGCUCGUGUAGCGGGAGGGUUCACAACGCAUACUGGUUGUCUCCGAGCGCUCUUCGAUAGUCGCGUUGAUCUUCUCAAAAUGACCGAGUCAGUAGAUUUAUCCCUCGCUUAUCAAAAUAUAUCAAUAUUCUACAGUGGAGUGAACAAUGAAGAAUCGGCAGCAUGGCUCAAUAGCAUGCAAAGCUCUGUUCAAGCAUGGACUCUUUGCGACCGAAUUCUAUGCGAGCGACGAGAUCCUCUGGCAUGUUGCUUUGCAGCUCAGACGCUUCGGCAAAAAAUAAUGAAAUCUCUCGGUGAAUUACCGAAGGAUGCAUAUAUGUCACUCAGAGAAUCAUUAAUAUCACAUUUAAGUUGUAUCGAUGUGUCAUGUCACGAUCAAGUGGCAGACGCCACUGCUACUCAGCUAUGCCUCGCCGUAGCCGACCUCUAUAUUCAGGUUCCUGAAUGGAAAAAUUGGGUCAACGAGCUGCUUCAGCGGUACUUUCCUUUGUAUCUUGAAGUGCUCCGUCGAAUAUUUUCUCUCUUUUUAUCACUUUUCUUUAAAAUUGGAGAGGUUCAAUGGAUCUUUCCUCAGUUCUGUACGAAGCAGUUCAGGUUCUCCGCUCUGGAAGGGGAUAGAACUCGCAUGUUACUGACUUUGCUGCGAGUUUUCUCAGAAGAGGUUCAAUAUAGCAAAGUUGGCGAGAAUCGUCGAAAUGAGAUUCGUAGUGAACUCGCUGCCAGCGGUGCAAGCGUGAUUGCGUACCUGUCACAAGUUCUGGAAGGUUACAUCACUGAUCACGAUAUGAUAAAAAAAGUUCUCUUGUGUCUCUCUGCGUAUCUGCAAAAUCCCGCCCUCUCUACCGACCAGUUUGCUGCCAGUCCGCUUCUCAAUAAUGUUUUCCAAAUACUUGCAGCUCCGAACGCGCCGAGUGCCCUGCACGAUGCCGCCACGGAAUGUGCUGUCUCUGCCCUUGUUCGUGCUGAAGACCAUCACUCCCACCAAGCCUUGGCAAUGAGUCUCCAAGCAGCUGUAUAUCAGUUGCAUGGUGCUUUCAAUCAAGCAGUUGCUAUGGAAGAUAUGGACAAGCUGCAAAAUUUUGCCCGCAUCUUCGUAGAACUUGCUGAGUCACUACUUGAGAAGAUUGUUAAUGAAGGCAGUGAUGAUCCGAACAGUAUGGGUAGCAUCUAUACUCUCGAGCUUCUCCUUUUAUUGGCAGGUCAUCAUGACUACUCGUUGAUCGAGAUGACCUUCAAUAUAUGGUAUCGCAUUUCGGAAGGGCUGUUCAGUUUUGAGGAUGAUCAGCAUAUAGAAAAGUUCAAGCCGUACGUUCAGAGGUAUUUGACAGCACUUUAUCGUCACUGCCGUUACGAUACAGAAGAAGAAGGAGUUCCGGACCGUGACGGAGACUUCGCUGACUUCAGGCUAAAGGUUAGAACAUCAACUUCGUCUUUUCUUUUCCUAGACGAAUUUCGCUCACUAUUUGUCUUCGCGAAG
Molecule: messenger RNA, 1971 nt
Organism: Cooperia oncophora
Lineage: Eukaryota; Metazoa; Nematoda; Chromadorea; Rhabditida; Trichostrongylidae
Source: the annotation of a GenBank genome assembly